AGGCCUGAGCAGUCCAUCUUUUUGGUCCCUUCACCCUUGACGACAGACUUUCUUGCACGCUGCCGUCGAAACCAUCAUCGCCGACUCGGCCCCAAGCGACUCACAUAAUGGCGACCCCUAUGCGCCACGGGCCGUCACAGCAGGGCAGAACUCCAUCCCAAGUACCGGGCGCAGCACCAACACCACCGGUAUCGACGCCUUUCUCCAACUCCCAGACCCAGGCAGCCUUCUCCCCAGCGCAGGGCUCCAAGACAUCACCACAAGCAUUCAGGAAGUCACCGGCCAACUCUCAUACGCUCAAGGGCCUGUCGGAUGGCGCUGGUCCUGUUAAUUUCGACAGCCCUUCUGCCGCUGCCGCCCUCGGUGCUCUGGGGAUACAUGACUUGGGCCUUGACAAUCUGAGCAUGGGCACAAUGGGCAUGGGCAUGGGCAUGGGUAUGGGCAGACCAGACGACGACGACCGCAAGAGACGCAUGGAUAUCAUAAUAGCUAUGAUCAAGGCGGCGGGAAAGGGCAGAGUCAGCAACGAGGGGCUGGAAAGAUUGGCACAAACCAAUGGGUUGGAGUGUAUGUGGGAAGAUAACAUCGCCGGCGGCCCGAAAUCCAAGAAUCUCUUCAUUGCUGGUAGCGGUCUGGCAAUCGAAAUCACCAUCACUAAUCACCACGUGGAGAACGUUCAAGUAACCUAUCCCGAAUGCGCUGAUACCACAAGAGAGCACGUGGGCAAGGCAGCAGACAUCCUUCUUCGCGAUCUCAAGCUGGAGCCAGGCGAAUGGGCCCUGACCAAGACCCUGGAAAAGUUCACCCCCAAUCUGGAGCGCAUUUCCAUUCUAGACAAACUAAGUGUGCUGCCAACAUUGAAUUGCUACGAUGCCAUUGACGGCAUCUAUCAGAGCUUGCUCAAGCUUCACGACUGGGACGUGGCAAAGCUGAAGGAGGACCCAAAGAUGCAAGGUCGCUCAGAGGACUACAUCAAGCUGGCCGCUUUAUAUCGCAGGCACGGCUGUCCUCAGAUGCACGCACGCGACAGAAUUGGCCUCAGCUUGGAUUACUGGAAGGAGGCAAAGAGACUUCCCGGCACUACCAUCGAGAGUGAUGAGAAGGAAGGCGUCAAGACAUGGGGUAUUCUAAUUGAGUGUGCUGCUAAGAACAACAACAUGGUAUUUUUGCCUAUCCGGGUAUCCAAGAGUUGGAUAGCGGAAGAGAUCGAGAAGACCGCCACAGCGGAAGAACAGCUGAUGCAACCAGUGGCAGGUCCAAUUUUGAACUGGCUAGAACCCGAGAACACCCUCCUACCAUCAGGCGCUGGCAGCAAACCCGAGGGUGGCAUCAGCUCUGACCCUAGGCUCCCAGAGGUGGUUUUCAUGGCCACUUUCGACCCACCGCUGAUCGUGUCAUCUGGUGUCGCAGCACAAAUCUAUAACACUGCAGGCAUUCAGGCACCCCACGGCAGUAGCGUUACAUUCGACGCUCUGAUUUUCCCCGUCGUCGCAGGAACCCCUUAUGAUCCAACUGAAUCCAGGAUCGUCACCCACGAGCAGCCCGUCAUGCUCUCUGAAACAGCGAGAUCCACACGAAAACUUCGAAUUCAUCAGAACACGUUGAACACCGACCGCGCUGUCUACGGUGAGGUCCUCACCAAGGUGCCAUUCCAUCAUCCACGGCAGCUGGUAGAGAUGCUACCGGUGCUGCGACAGUAUGCUUUCCUGCAGUCCUUACUUGCAAACAGUUUCGAGAAAAACGAACAUCCCGAGCACAAACCAGCGGGUGCUGUUGACAACCGAACAUCCACUGCGAAUGAUGACUUUGCCGCUUUCAUGGGGGGCGCGGACAAGUCGAUGACUGUCAACAGUUCGGCUGGCGAUGAGUCGUUCCCUGUAAACAUUGCGAUGACGGCUCAUCCUGUACCCAACCUGAGGAUCUCCUUCCCCUUCAAGGGCAAGACAGCCAAUAUUACACUGGAGAUCCAGCUCGGGGGCAGGGUCCAUAUCAUCUCGGACAACAUCUUCGAAGCAGAUGUCGAGGGUAUUCAAGAGGGUGCUGAUCCCCAUUCUUGGCACGGUCCUGGUAAACGCUAUAAUGCCGAGCAAUGGGCAGACCAGCUGGAGAUUGUUGAGCAUAUUGGCAAGUGGAUUGAGAGGAUCAAGUAUAAAUUCAACGACCAGUAGACGAGUGAGAGCUAGUUAAGCUCACAGGGGAUCGAUCUGUCGAAAAAUUGGUGUUGGGAUGUGUUCUCAUCUCGAAGAGAGGACUGUUUUUGUUAGGCCGUUAAAACGGAGAGGUAACCUCACGGAGGCUGAAAUAUCAGAUCACCACAGCACGAGGCCUUGUUGAAUUAUAGA
Messenger RNA from Truncatella angustata, 2342 nucleotides. Its product is annotated as mediator of RNA polymerase II transcription subunit 1-domain-containing protein. The record is from RefSeq and is a predicted model, not a curated record. NCBI's taxonomy places the organism in Eukaryota, Fungi, Ascomycota, Sordariomycetes, Amphisphaeriales, Sporocadaceae. Gene Ontology annotation, molecular function: transcription coregulator activity. Bases 108 to 2168 code for a protein of 686 amino acids. Gene Ontology annotation, biological process: regulation of transcription by RNA polymerase II. The transcript has 2 exons. Gene Ontology annotation, cellular component: mediator complex.